AUGAAGGCACAAGGUUGGCUUUCCUACAUGUUGAACUUUGGGGGUCGGAGACACAUAAUUCACAUAAAAGCCAGGAAACUUUUGAUGCCCAGAUACUUGCCUAUCUUCACCUACUCAGACCAGGGUGCUCUCUUCGAAGACUACCUUUUUGUCCAGAAUGACUGCUAUUAUAAUGGUUAUGUAGAAGGAGAACCAGAAUCACUGGUUUCUCUCAGUACUUGUCUUCGGGGUUUUAGAGGAAUGCUACAGGUAAGUGACAUCAUUUAUGAAAUUAAGCCCAAAAGACUUUCACACACAUUUGAACACAUGAUAUAUAAGGUGAACAGUGAGAAGACACAAUCCCAAAUGCAGAGAUGUGGCUUAAUGGAAGUGGAAAUUGCAAGACAAUUGACAUUUGAAGAGAAAGGAAAUUACACUCUAAAGCAAAGCAUCAAGGAGUUCUGGUGGACCUAUAAGUGGUAUGUUGAACUCGCAGUAAUAAUAGACUAUGAUCUUUUCCUUCAUCAAAAGAGUAAUAUCUCAAAAUUGCAGGAGACUGUUUGCAAUACUAUCCAUAGGGUUGAUUCAAUUUACAGUCAACUGGGUGUAGAAAUGACUUUGUUAGCAAUUGAAAUCUGGAAUAAAGAAAAUCCAUUUCCCCUUAUUAGCUCAUCUAAGAUGCUAGAUGAUUUUUGCAAAUGGAAGAAAAAGUUUUUUAAUUCUCGUGUGCACCAUGAUAUUGCAAAUCUUUUUACAAAGAAAGGUCAUGGUCUUUAUAUUGAUUAUUCUUUUAUUAAUGGAGCAUGUAGCCACUCAUAUAACUGUGCAGUUUCGAGUUUCACAAGUGAUGAUUUGAACUCUUUUGCAUUUAUUGUAUCUCAUAAUAUUGGUCACUCUUUGGGUUUAGCUAUAGAUGGUGAAUGGUGUACAUGUGGCAGAAAAAGAUGCAUAAUGUCUGCAACAGGAAUAACUACAACAAAAUUCAGCAACUGUAGUUAUGCUGAUUUGAAGAGAGUGAUAACAAAAAAGAUGUGUUUGCUCAGCACACCAAAUCCAGGGGACACCUUGAUCUGGAAGUACUGUGGGAAUGGUGUAGUUGAAGAGGGAGAGGAGUGUGACUGUGGUUCCUUAGAUAACUGUACAAAAGAUCCCUGUUGUCAAUCAAAUUGCACUCUGAGACUUGGAGCCAUGUGUGCUUUUGGGCUUUGUUGUAAAGACUGUAAGAUCAUGCCAUCAGGACAAGUGUGUAGACAACAGAUCAGUGAAUGUGACCUUACAGAAUGGUGCAAUGGAACAUCCCAUCAGUGCCCAGAAGAUGUAUAUGUACAGAAUGGAAUACCAUGUGCAGGAGGGGGCUACUGCUUUGAAAAGAGAUGUAAUAACCGUGAUGAACAGUGUAGGCAGAUAUUCGGGAAAGAUGCAAAAAGUGCAAAUAAGAGAUGUUACGAAGAAAUGAACAUCCAGGGUGAUAGGUUUGGUCAUUGUGGUAGGAAUGCUUCUACAUAUGCAAAAUGCAAUAUCUCUGAUAUCAUGUGUGGCAGAGUUCAGUGUGAGAAUGUGAGACUAAUUCCUCUACUGCGAGAGCACACUACUGUGCAGGUGACUCACCUCAAUGAUGUCACCUGCUGGGGCAUAGACAUUAAUUUGGGGCUGAAUAUACCCGAUAUUGGUGAAGUGAAAGAUGGUACAGAGUGUGGACCAAAUCGUAUCUGCAUCCAUAGAAAAUGUGUCAGUAUAUCUCUCCUGAAAAGUUCUUGUUCACCCAAUACAUGUGGAAAGAGAGGAGUCUGCAACAAUAAAGGUCAUUGCCAUUGUGGUUAUGCCUGGGCCCCGCCACACUGCCUGACAAAAGGUAGUGGAGGUAGUCUCGACAGCAGUCCACUCAUUGAGAGACAAGGAGAAAAAAUGAAGACCAUACCAAAUCUCCUGUCACUGUUUUUGCUACUUCUUUUGUUUGUUUUGUGUUCCUGUGUGCUCAUUUUGGUUUGUAAGAAGUGUAGAAACAAAUAA
This is a messenger RNA of Elephantulus edwardii (Cape elephant shrew), 1989 nucleotides long. Its product is annotated as disintegrin and metalloproteinase domain-containing protein 21-like. Gene Ontology annotation, molecular function: metalloendopeptidase activity. Gene Ontology annotation, biological process: male gonad development; proteolysis. NCBI's taxonomy places the organism in Eukaryota, Metazoa, Chordata, Mammalia, Macroscelidea, Macroscelididae. The transcript has a single exon. The record is from RefSeq and is a predicted model, not a curated record. Gene Ontology annotation, cellular component: plasma membrane; external side of plasma membrane; sperm head plasma membrane. The coding region runs from base 1 to 1989 and encodes 662 amino acids.